AUGUCCUCUCCCGGAAAGCGCAGUAUCUCUCGCUCUCCCGGAAAGCGCAGUAUCUCGCGCUCUCCCGGCAAGAGAGGCAGGGGUCACUAUCCGGAAGAGAGCUGGACGACUGAAUAUCCUAUUUACUCAGAUCGCUUGAAAAAAAAGGUCGAUUCCAUAGUGCGGAAGAAGGCGGUGGCACCCUUGCCCGAGGUCUGCAAGCAGGGUACUCAUACUAUGGAUAAAGGCAACUGGCGCCGUGUUGGAUUUAUCUGCCAUCAAUGUCCCUCAGGUCCAGCCCGAUUUAAUCUCAUUGAUGGCCAGGAGCCGUUGACCCAAGAGGAGAUUAACGAUAUUGAGGCCAUCAGGCUUUCCGAUGAACUCGAUGACAUGGAAGCUGAGAAGAAGGAGGAGACCGAGAAAAGCGACGAAGCUUUUGUGCGCGAGCUGCAAACAUCGACCUCUACCGGCUUCAUCGUCAAAACCGAAACUUCUAAUACAGAUGCUCGCCUGAUCAAAACGGAACCACAACGUCUCGCCUACCGCCCUCUAGGGAUUGAUGCCCCUCACUCUGUCGCCGGCUAUCCCAUCAAGGUUGAACCGCCUCAUUCUCCUAAGCGUACGGCAAGGAAAGCCGGAGAGCGCGUCGUCGGAGGUUUAGCGAAUGCGAACGAUGUUAAAGCCGAAGUGCUGCAGAUGGAUGCGCUCAAGGCGGACAGAAACCUUCGCAAAGACUUGAGCCGAACCAAUUCAGAGGAGAAGGACCGUCGCAACCGAAAACGUCUGAGUCUAGCUGACGAGUCACAGCAACGACAGAUAAACAAAGGCAAGGCCAAGGCGGAUACAAUCCAGUCAAAGGAAGAAGCUAGCAGCGCAAUACUAGAUCGUCGUCUUACCACUGGGGUUGUAAACAAGAAGAGAUGUCGAAAGCAGGCAAGCACGCCCAAGCUACAUAUGGCUACAGUGGAUCUGGAUGCAGACGUUAUCGAAGUUUUUGACUCGGACGAAGAGAAGCCUAAGGCCAAACGCGCGCGGACUACGUUGACGGACGAGUCUACCAUCGACAUCUCAUCCGAAGGCGAAGAGAAGGAUGUCGCUCGAUUGGGCCAAGGCUCCCAGCAGCACCCUAUUGUUCUCGAAUAA
Messenger RNA from Stereum hirsutum FP-91666 SS1, 1122 nucleotides. RefSeq lists its product as uncharacterized. The transcript is spliced from 14 exons. The record is from RefSeq and is a predicted model, not a curated record. The coding region runs from base 1 to 1122 and encodes 373 amino acids. Lineage: Eukaryota; Fungi; Basidiomycota; Agaricomycetes; Russulales; Stereaceae.